AUGUCCUACACCAGAGGAGACGGCUGGUCUCAGCCCCGAGACUUCAACAGCAUCGUGCAGACAUGCAGCUCCAACAUCCAGAAGAUCAGCCAGAACUCCAGUCACAUCCGGAGCCUCCUGCAGCAGCUGGGAAUCAGACCGGAGACCUCGGAGCUGCAGGACAAGCUUCAGCAGCUGCAGCACUACACCAACCAGCUGGCCAAGGAAACCAACAGGAACCUGAAGGAGCUGAACGCCGUGCACCCUCCGCCUGCCCCGUCAGAGCAGAGGCAGCAGAAGCUCCAGAAGGAGCGUCUGAUGAGCGACUUUUCUGCAGCGCUCAACAACUUCCAGGAGCUGCAGCGCCGAGCCGCAGAGAGCCAGAAGGAGUGUGUGGCUCGAGCCAGGGCCGCAUCCCGAGGCCUGGCUGACGGGGGAAACGUGACGGAGCAGCUGGUCACUUUUGAGAAGGAGGAUGAGUGGAGCCAGGUCCAGACUGAGGAGAUCCCCUUCAGCCAGGAGGACCUGGACAGCAUCCGGGACCGGGAGACCAGCAUCAGACAGCUGGAGGCCGACAUCAUGGACGUGAACCAGAUCUUCAAGGACCUGGCUGUGAUGAUCCACGACCAGGGAGAGACCAUCGACAGCAUCGAGGCCAACGUGGAGACUGCAGAGAUCCAUGUGGACCGAGGAGCCGUGCAGCUGCAGAAGGCGGCGUACUACCAGAGGAAGUCCCGGAAGAGGCUGUGUCUGCUGGCCAUGGUGGCGUCGCUGGUGCUCUUCAUCCUCAUCAUCAUCAUCUGGCAGGCCAUCAAAUGAGAGCCGACGCUGCGGAC
Salarias fasciatus (jewelled blenny) is the source of this 815-nucleotide messenger RNA. It is a transcript of the gene stx12l, whose product is annotated as syntaxin 12, like. NCBI's taxonomy places the organism in Eukaryota, Metazoa, Chordata, Actinopteri, Blenniiformes, Blenniidae. Gene Ontology annotation, molecular function: SNAP receptor activity; SNARE binding. Gene Ontology annotation, cellular component: synaptic vesicle; synaptic vesicle membrane; postsynaptic recycling endosome. The coding region runs from base 1 to 798 and encodes 265 amino acids. The record is from RefSeq and is a predicted model, not a curated record. The transcript has 9 exons. Gene Ontology annotation, biological process: vesicle fusion; vesicle-mediated transport; autophagosome assembly.